Molecule: messenger RNA, 600 nt
Organism: Eptesicus fuscus (big brown bat)
Lineage: Eukaryota; Metazoa; Chordata; Mammalia; Chiroptera; Vespertilionidae
Gene: LTA
Product: lymphotoxin alpha
Exons: 3
Coding region: 1-600 (199 amino acids)
Biological process (GO): immune response
Cellular component (GO): membrane
Molecular function (GO): tumor necrosis factor receptor binding
Source: RefSeq, a predicted model, not a curated record
AUGCCACCACCUGGACACCUCUGCCUGCGGAGGGGGUGUGGCGCCCCUCUCCUGCUCCUGGGGCUGCUGCUGGCCCUGCCACCUGCGGCCCAGGGGCUCCCCGAUGUUGGCCUCUCAGCUGCGCAGACUGCCCAUCAGCACCCCCAGAAGCACUUCGCACAAGGCACCCUCAAACCUGCCGCUCACCUUGUUGGCGACCCCGGCGCCCGGGACGCGCUGCGCUGGAGAGCGAGCUCCGACCGCGCCUUCCUCCGCCACGGCUUCUCGCUGCGCAACAACUCGCUGCUGGUGCCGGCCAGCGGCCUCUACUUCAUCUACUCGCAGGUGGUCUUCGCCGGGCCGGGCUGCUGCCCCGCCGCCGCCCCGCUCCACCUGGCGCACGAGGUGCAGCUCUCCUCCGCCCAGUACCCCGCCCACGUGCCGCUGCUCAGCGCGCAGAAGUCCGUGCGCCCCGGGCCGCAGGGGCCCUGGGUGCGCUCCGUGUACCAGGGCGCGGUGUUCCUGCUCACCCAGGGCGACCAGCUCUCCACCAGCACGGACGGCAUCGACCACCUGCUCCUCGGGCCCAGUACUGUCUUCUUUGGAGCUUUCGCUCUGUAG